Messenger RNA from Homarus americanus (American lobster), 2611 nucleotides. Its product is annotated as peroxisomal membrane protein PEX14-like. Gene Ontology annotation, biological process: protein import into peroxisome matrix, docking. NCBI's taxonomy places the organism in Eukaryota, Metazoa, Arthropoda, Malacostraca, Decapoda, Nephropidae. The coding region runs from base 37 to 1011 and encodes 324 amino acids. Gene Ontology annotation, molecular function: signaling receptor binding. Gene Ontology annotation, cellular component: peroxisomal membrane; peroxisomal importomer complex. The record is from RefSeq and is a predicted model, not a curated record. The transcript is spliced from 9 exons.
UACCCGAUAACGGUGAAUGAGCAUGAAGAGGCAGCCAUGAGCGUUGACACUAUGGAGGAAACAACGGCACUCCGCCAGAAACUGGUGGAUGAGGCUGCCAAGUUUCUGCUGAACCCAAGUGUAAUAAACCAUGCCAGUGACCAGAAAACUGCAUUUUUGCAUAAGAAAGGGUUAACUGAGACAGAAAUUGAGGCAGCAUUCGCAAAGGCCAAAACAGUUGCCCCAAUGGGUGCAGCAGUGAGUAGCAUGAUGGUACCUCACCCUGGCUCAUAUUCUGGACCCCCUGCUUCUGCCUAUAUGUUACCCUCUCAUCCUUCAGUGUGGAUAAAGAUUCGUGAUAUAUGCAACUUUGUCCUCAUCUUGACAGGUGCUUCAUAUGGUAUAUACCAUAUAUAUCAGAAGUACUUGGGUCCUUGGCUGACUGGACGACGUCAGAAGACAGUGGAUGAGAGCAUGACAGAGCUGCAACAGUCAGUCGUAACUGUCUUGAAGGAGAUACAAACCACAUUGGCCUCCCUGGAUCAUACCAUAAGUGCACAGAAUGUCCACAUUCAGGCACUAAGUACCAGGGGAGAUAACCAAGGAUAUGUCACACCCAAGCAGUUGGAUCAGUUAAAGGGGGAAAUAACCUCUUUGAAGGGGCUACUUAUCAAUCGGCGGACAUUUCCAUCCACCCCAAGCAUGGCACCAUCCAUCCCCUCCUGGCAGCGGAGUAAGGCAGUGGAGAAACCUCUGGAAACUACUACUGUCACAUCUGUCACUUUGUCGAACCAGGUUGAAGUGAUAGAGACAGAAGAAACAUCUUUGCAAUCUACAAAACUUCAAGAAGACUUAAGUGAGAUGGACAUUGAAGCUGUGAUUAUUACAUCAGAAGCUGCUUAUGCAGACAAAGAAGUACUGAAAGGAGAAAUUGUGGCUGUUGAUCCAGAAGAAAAUGGACAUGAUAAAGAUGAACUUAGUGUAGGUGACAGCGGUUCCUUUCCUGACUCAUCUGAUGAAAUGUCACAGUGAACCACACUGUCCACAAGGCGAACCGGACACUUAGUAGUUUAGGUUAAAGCUGAAAAAUUUUUAUGCCAUGUUAUAAAUUUAUUAGAGGUGAUAGUAAUAGGAGUUAAGGCUGAAGAAUGUUUGAUGCCAUAUUUUGUUUAUGUUACACUAUUUUAUACAGUAUUAAUGCUAUAGUUCUGUUAUAAUAUUAAUUACUGUAUGUGAUUUUAAACAGUGUUCCAAAAAUGUUAUCAUAAAAUAUGUGAUGCUUCAUAUUCCACUAGAGAUACAUAAUUUUUCUAAUAAGUUCCUCGGGUUUGUACUGAACAUUUGGGGCAAUGUUCUAUUUUGUAUUAACAUUCGGGAUCAUUCACACCUAUGUGGCGUUUUGAAUUAAUGUAAAUUAAACUUUUGCCUGACGAUCAGACACGCCACUGUGGCUAAUAGCUAAUUUUCUCUAAAAGUUCCUGGUCAAAUUACUUCAAAUUUUAACACCACAUUCCUGCAUGGAACCAAAUUUUACGGCUAAUUGGCAACCCGUCUACAUGGGGUAGAUCUUGCGGCCUCCAGACAAAGACAACAGUUAUAUGUCUGGCUCAGUAAGCGAGAGGUGUGUGUGUCCCAAGCAUGAUUUAAAAAUGGCUACCAUGGCGUUUGCACCACUAUCUCCAAAUAUUUAUUACUUACAACCUCGACAUUUAUUCUUAUGAAGUGAUAAAGUGAAGUGUAAAGAAAUAUUUAUAAUGAAAUACAGUAUUGAAAUAUUUUUUAAUUUGUGAGACGUUGGUGCUCUGGCCACGUGGCCAAGUGUUAUCUCCAAAUAUUUAUCAGUUACAACCUCGAUAUUUAUUCUUAUGAAGUCAUAAAAUGAUGUGUAUUGAAAUAUUUAAAAUGAAAUAGUGAAAUAUUUUUGGAAUUGGGACAUUGGUGAAACGGCUACUCAUAAUACAGUACAGUAGAACAAAAGCAUGUCAUAAUAUAUAGGCCUAGCUUGGAAAAAUAAUAAGUGAUGGUGAAAUGUAAUGCAGUAAAGGCAUGCAUAUGGUGAAUUAUAAUGAGUAUAUUGUGCUUAUUUGAAGUGUAUUCGUAAGGCCAUCGCCAUUAUCGUGCAUAUGCCAAGGCCUACUUCGUCCGAGUGGUAAGUGGAAAUAUUGCCAAAAUUUCAAUUUUUGUAAAACAAAAUUUUACUGGUCUAUUUCUCUUCCUUAGUACCGGGUAUGUGUACAGUAAUAAUCCUUCAUCAAAAAAUACUUUAAAAUUAUUUUGAAAAAAAAAAAAAAAAAUAGCAAGAAAAAAAUAUGGGCAUAAAUAUUUCGGUGACUGCGCGCCUAACCACCACUUUUUACAUUUUAUUCUUUAACUCCGUUAUUUUUUAUAUUAUAUUUUUUCUGAUUAUACCAUCGUCUUCCUCAUGAUUUAUUCUUUCUUGUCAUCUGCAUUUUAUACUGACUGAUGCAAUGAUGUGGGUACAGCAAGAAGAGGAAUCAACAGUAAACUCUUAACUUUUCACUUAUACUCGCCAGUUUUUUUUAAUAUAUAUAUAUAUAUAUAUAUAUAUAUAUAUAUAUAUAUAUAUAUAUAUAUAUAUAUAUAUAUAUAUAUAUAUAUAUAUAUAUAUAUA